This is a messenger RNA of Nelumbo nucifera (sacred lotus), 908 nucleotides long. NCBI's taxonomy places the organism in Eukaryota, Viridiplantae, Streptophyta, Magnoliopsida, Proteales, Nelumbonaceae. The record is from RefSeq and is a predicted model, not a curated record.
GCUUCUGCGCAGUUUUGGACGUCUCUGGACUACYRUUCCCAACAUCGACUUCGACUACAGACACUUCAAUAUAGAAGUCAGUCCCCAUGUCUUCAAAYUCUGUCCAGUUUCGUUCAUUGGUUUCAUCAACAACUCAUAUUUCCGUCAACAUUCAUCUACUAUCAACAAAUACUAAGAAAACACCUGAGUUUGUGCCCAAAAAUGAAGGAGUUGGAGGAAAAUUAGAUGGUUCUGAUUGUCAAGUCAGUCUAUGGAUUCGUUUCGCGCUAGAUAGGAAAGUGAAGGUGCUUGAUCUGGAAUUCCUGGAGAAACCUAUCUACAAGUUGCCUUAUCGUAUUUUUAUCACUGAUUCGUUGAUGGAGCUGAGGCUGACAGGUUGUAUUGUUGAAGAAUUACCGGGACCCAUUUGCCUAAGAUCCCUCAAAAGUUUAUAUCUAGAGAAUAUUGAGUUAACUGAAGAGAAAAUGACAUGUAUUUUAUUGGGCUGUCCAUUACUCGACGAUUUGUUCCUUAUAUGGUGCUCCAAUCGAAGUAAGAUGAAUGUUAUUUCCUCGAGUGUUAAAAAAGUUGACUAUGCAUUUGUCAUGAUUUGUUGGGGCUUUUUCGAAGGUCUGUGCAUAGGAUCUCAUUUUGGACCUUAUUUUGAAGACUGGAAACGGGAGACGUUUUUCCCUGGUCUAGCAUACCAUCUUAAGAUUGUUAAUAUAAUUGGCUUUACGGGGAACUCCUAUGAGGUAGAAUUGGUGGAGUUCCUGCUUAAGAAUGCAUUAGUCUUGGAGAAGAUUGUAUUUUGCAGCCUAAAGGAACAUCAGAGUGAGAUUACCGAAGCCAAGAUGGUGGGUGCAGUAGAACAAGUAAUUCAUCGACGUUUGGUUGAGUGUGAAUCGGUUGUGAUCCAGGAGAGAUGA